Molecule: messenger RNA, 2271 nt
Organism: Branchiostoma floridae (Florida lancelet)
Lineage: Eukaryota; Metazoa; Chordata; Leptocardii; Amphioxiformes; Branchiostomatidae
Product: methyltransferase-like protein 25
Exons: 7
Coding region: 249-2033 (594 amino acids)
Source: RefSeq, a predicted model, not a curated record
AACGGGGGUCGAAUUUGUGUCAAUCCAACAUGGUUCCUGUCAUGUUCGUACGGAAUUUUCAGAACCGCGUUUUUGCGUUUUAUUGCUGCAAUACGUAGUUAUUUGGGAGGACAGUGAUACUCUUGAUAAACAAAGGUCGCGUGCUGAUCCUAUGGCCUACCUGAAGUUGUCACAUACUAGAGUCGCCUCGUAACCCUUAAUGUAUGUUUGAUAUUAUGUGCCAAAGAACGAACUCCUAAAACUUAAUAAUGGAAAACCAUCAAUCUACUAUGUGGACAGUUUCUGAAGACAGCCAUCAUAUCCUGCACACAAGGCUUGAAAACCUGUGGUCCUUUCUCCAGUCCAAGUCUGACCUCAUCAAUGCACAUCUUGUAGACUUCUUCACAGAAGACACGUGGGACAGACUGGUACCUAAGGAUCUUCAAGACGAGCUACUGUCUCUUUCUGAUCCUGAUCUUUCCUCCUUGCCAAGUUCAACUACACUUCAAAGGAAAAGAAGUCAAGCAACAGAAACUGAAGACGACAAAGAAGAACACAAAAAUACUCUUUUGUUAAAUGAAAGUACAGAUCUAGACUCUAGCAUAGGCAAUGCAAAAGCUACAGAAAACUUUUGUGGCAAAUGUGAGUGUGAAAAGAGUCAGUCAUCUCUUGAAGAGUUUAGAAAAGAAGCUCAACAGUUUGUGUUAAGCAAUUCAGGGAUCUGUGCAAGUCUUGAUGAAGUUUGGAGGACACUUGGAGUUGACUCUAAGUCUAAGGAUGAAGACAAGCGGAGAUUUGUUAAGGAGCACAUGUGUGUGAAGAAGUCUCAUGAGGUGGAGGUGUUGUCAGGAGUGGUGGCUAAGCUGUGCCAGGUGUGUCACGUAGAUCAGGUGGUAGACAUUGGUUCAGGUAAGGGCUACCUGAGUGAGUGUCUAUACCUGCAGCAUGGACUGACUGUAUUGGGGGUGGAUGCAUCAGACUCAAACACUCAUGGAGCCAAGAAGAGAAGCAAACUUCUGGAGAGACAGUGGACUGCAUUGGUCAACAGACCAAGAACUUCUGCUAAUAAGGAAUGUAUCAAUGACAGUGAACCAAUCAGGGAAGUUGUUGAAAAGAACAGUGAGAGUGAAGUAGCAGGCAAGGAAUCCUGUUCUACAGAACAUAUAGGUGAUGCAACACAGCAAGAAGUUAGCAGAGAAACUACAACACAGAAGCAGACAAGGUGUUCAAAAUCUAAAGACAGGGUGAGCAGUAAACAAGGAUCCUUUACUCCAACAACAGCCUAUAUCAACCCUGACACAGACCUGGCUGAUUUAGUUGGGGUUAGCAACAGUGAUGAAACUCUAGCAGAUUUGAGAUUGUUACUGACAGGUCUGCACACAUGCGGUGACCUCUCCCCCACCAUGCUGCGCCUAUUCGUGACCUGUCCCCAGGCUGCAGUCUUGUGCAGUGUUGGGUGCUGCUAUAACCUUCUCACAGAGGUAGAGAAGCCAGGUGCUAUAGAUGAGAAGUGUGGCUUCCCCCUGAGCCAGUUGUUACAGACCAAAUCUGUCCAUCUGGGCCGUACAGCGCGCAUGUUGUCCUGCCAGGCUGUGGAGAGGAUUAGUAGAGAGGGUCGGCUCCCCGCCAUGUCCCUGUUCUACAGAGCUGUGCUGCAGGUUAUCGUCAGGGACAAGUUUGGGCAUGUAGACAACAAUAAAACAGUUGGAAAGGUGGCAGCGAAGAGUAAAGGCUUUGUGGACUAUGUGAGACGAGCCCUGAGGAGACUACAGUUGGAACAUGCACACCUGUCUGAUGAGGAAAUCAACAGAUAUUUUGAGCAGUACCAAGGAAAACUGAGACAUCUACAUGCAUUCAUACAGCUACGUGCCUGCCUUGCACCUUGCAUAGAAGCCUUCAUCCUCCUGGACAGGCUGUGCUUCCUGCAUGAACAGACAGGGGUCUCUCAUGCUGCACUGGUCCAUGUGUUUGAUCCUGUGAUAUCUCCAAGAUGCUUUGCCCUUGUGGCCAUCAAGAAUGACUGUAAUAUUGUAACUUCUCAGGAAAAUGUCUGAGUAGACUCAGUAGUAAUGAAACUAAGAAUAAGGACAAUGAAAUGUUCCAUUGAACAGUUAUGGAACAUUUUAUUAGAGAAAAUAAAAUACUAUACAGUCAUAUAGACUCAAGUCGAUAUUUGUACUGGAGGAAAUUGUAUCUACUUCCAACAUAUUUCAUAUGAGUGGGAAAAAGCUCCAAAAGCCAAGUGGAUCCAUAUCUUGAUGUAACCAGACACUUAAUGAGAUCAAUACACAA